UAUUAGACAUGCGCUCAGCACUUGAUCAAAAGUUUGUUUAAUUAAUUAAUAGAGGCAAAUGCCGAUUGGGGUGUCGAUGUUUGAAUUGAAAUCAAAGCAGUCGCUAAUAAUACUUCCUCUAAUACUUGCAGUUGCAGUUUCUCUGUAUCUCUCCGUCAAUUUUACACAAUCCAGACCAAAAGCAAUCAGUCCAUCUGGGUCUGAAGAAGGAUCUCCCAUGGCCGCCAACGAAUUUGGUGUAACAGUUGAAAAGAAUCCUACUCAGUCCAAGCUCACUGAGCUAGGAGUCGCAACUUGGCCCAAGUGGAGUUGUGGUCCAAGCAAAUUUCCAUGGUCAUUCAGUGCCACAGAGACCAUGUAUCUGCUGGAGGGAAAAGUGAACGUUGAAGUUGAUGGGAAAGAAGGAUCGUUCACAAUCGGGGCUGGUGAUUUUGUUGUGUUCCCUAAAGGAAUGAAGGUCACUUGGGAUGUCAUUGAAGCUGUGAACAAGCAUUAUAGCUUGGAAGAGUGACGGAUUUUAUCUUUCAACUGAUGUUGGUGUAGAAUGCCAUGUACUGACCUGAUUGUACUGCCGAUUUGCGUGAUGUUCGUGUAUUUUAUGUAUCUUGUGAUGUUAUUGUGAGUUACUGGACUCUUAGAGGGGAUAUAUACUCUCGUGUUACAUGCAUAGAUCGGCUUCGAACGUUAUUCGAUCUUGUCUGAAGACCAGCACAAGACUAAAUAGGAUAAAUGGUCUUUUAAGCAGAAGAUGGAGCAGCUGUUCUGUUUCAUUAAAUUCUGUUGCAUCACAACAUUAUGUCUUUCUAGUUUUGCACAAAGUGUGGCUUUUGUGGUUUUCA
Pyrus x bretschneideri (Chinese white pear) is the source of this 839-nucleotide messenger RNA. RefSeq lists its product as uncharacterized. The coding region runs from base 59 to 511 and encodes 150 amino acids. Lineage: Eukaryota; Viridiplantae; Streptophyta; Magnoliopsida; Rosales; Rosaceae. The transcript has 2 exons. The record is from RefSeq and is a predicted model, not a curated record.